Molecule: messenger RNA, 11271 nt
Organism: Coccomyxa subellipsoidea C-169
Lineage: Eukaryota; Viridiplantae; Chlorophyta; Trebouxiophyceae; Coccomyxaceae
Exons: 55
Coding region: 1-11271 (3756 amino acids)
Biological process (GO): regulatory ncRNA-mediated post-transcriptional gene silencing
Cellular component (GO): cytoplasm
Molecular function (GO): protein binding; RNA binding
Source: RefSeq, a predicted model, not a curated record
AUGGAGUCUCUUCUCACGCCUCUCGUGGGGAGACUCCUGAGCAAAUUUGUGAAGAGUGCGGCUGGCAGUGACGGAGCAGACCUACGUGCGUCACUUCAAGGGGGCAAUGUUACCCUGCACAACCUGGAGCUAAACUUGGACACGCUGCUGCACAAGCUGCCCGUUGCUGUGGAGCGUGCAUUUGCCAUGCAGCUCACAAUCACUCUGGAUACUGUGGAGGUGGUCUUGUCGGGGUCUGUCAAAGCAGAAGGUGCUGGUGAGCAGACGUGGGGUGACAGCAUGGAUGCCUCUGCAGUUGCCAAAGAGGCCAAGGGCAGCGAUGAGCCUUUUCUGGGCGGGGGCUGGAUGGGAUCUCUGGCGAACAUGCUCAUGCGCACGCUCUUGAACGUGACCAUCAACGUGAAAAACAUCGUCGUGAAAUACAAGACGCCUGCCACUUUGGCAACGCUGACCUGCAAAUAUCUGCAUGUCAAGACCGCCGAUGACCUGCGGCUGGAGAACUUGGAGGACUCCAGGAGCUGGCUGAGGAAGGAUGCAGAGUUCUCAAGCCUUGUCAUAUCUCUGGAGAGCCUGGCAGCAAGGGGCAGCGCUUGGUCACCUCAGCAGCCCCUAUUUGUAUCUGCUGGAGCCCUGAUAUCAGCACAGUUUCCAGUAUUUGCCGUCCUGGAGAAGCAGGAUCAGGGAGUGUACAAUGGAUCUGUUGAUGUCAAGAUUGAAUCAACAGCUGUUGCUCUGAACGAGUCGCGGCUGUCAACGUUGGCUGCCUUCAUUGCUGCAUUGCCCAGGGUUGCUGGCCACUCAGAAGGCAGGCGCGAGAUGCAGAGGCGGCGGCGCGCAGCAGAGGCCAUCUUCAGAGGCGACGGAGGCAGCGCAACCUCCGGGGUCUCUUCUGCAGCAGCCGGCGCUAUGGGCACAGUUGGAUCGGUCUGGAGCUUCAUUGUGAACGACGCUGCAGCGGAGAGCGCUCAGACGGCACACGAAGGGCCGCCUGUGCCAAAGAUAUCCAAGUCCAACAUCCGCGUCGCACUCACGUGCAGCCUGACAGGCGGGACUGUGCUGCUGUUGCACGACUCUGUGGUUGAAGGAGGGACAGCAGGAGGACAGACACUGAGCCCUCCUCUUACCCCCCGCACUUCCACAGCCAUUUGGGACAAGGCUGGCCCCGGCAAUCCGCUCCCAGGAGCGUCGCUGAAGGGUAAAGCAAUACCUGCAGCUUCCCCGUCCUUCCUGGAGGAGCUGGAGGAAGCUGCCGCCUCCCUGCCGCUCUCGCCAGCCGCCUCGCUGCCAGAGCAGGUCGGCGCGCAGGCAGCAGCGGAUUUCACAUCCAAAAUUCGCACCCAGCUGGCAUCCAGGAUUCCUUCAACAGCAGCCUUCUUGUCAGCAGAGUUCACCUUCCUGCAAGUGGGCCUCGCAGUAGCAAAUGAGCAGUUGACGUCACUUGAUGUCCAGCUCCGGAGCUGCAGCGUGCUGCGCACCCUUGAAGAGCCCGAACAAUCAGUCGUGCAGGACGUGGUGCUUGGUCUGUAUCCUGUGGAGGGCGUGGAGAGCUCUGCCCUCAUUGACAGCGAUGGACAAAGCUUGGCACUGCGGAUCCGCUGGCAGCCUGACAGGGACCCGGCGGCGCCAGUGCCCCAUCUGGCUUCCGUCCACGUGGGCCACUUCUUUGCUGCGUACGUGCCUGGCCUGGCAAUGAACCUCCUCGACUUCUUCAGGGGGCUGCUGCCGCCGCAGAUGGGGGAUCCUGCAUCGAGCAGGAACGCACCUGGCGAUCAGGAGAUGGCCGGAUCUGUAAAUGGCCACAGCGAUGCAGCAGACUCUGGAGACUCGCAACAGAAUCCAGCGCAGAGACUCGCGCCGCCCGCGUGGCUGACAGGGGGCGCAGUGAUCGGCUGCUCGGUGAUGUCGCUGCAGCUGGUGGCGCUGUCGGCACCUUCCCUGCGCGCGGAAGCCGCGGCGCUGUGCGUGCAGCGGGUCAGCGUGCACCUGGGGCCUUUCCGGCCCACGGCGCGCCCAGGCAGCCUCACGGCCGAGCUCUUCGGGCUGCAGAGGCGGCCCCUGCCGGGGAGCGCGCUGCGAGUGGCCGUUGUUGGGGCUCGCCUUGGAGUUGCAGAGCGAUGGCUGCACGCCGCAAGCAGGAGCGGCGGCGAGGAUGCGCUUGCCGCCGCGGGCGUGCGAUGCAUAUCAGACGCCAUUGAGGUGCAAGCCAUAGUGCACGAGGCGGAAUUUGCCGCCAGUAUCUCACCCGAUGCCUCAGCGUCAGCCGGCACCGCUCAGCCGAGGGAGGGGCAACCAGUCGGUGCUCACAGCGGUCAGGCGCUUCAGCCAGACACCGGGCAGACGUCUCCUGCCGGCGGUGAGACCUGGGUAGCGGCGAUGGCGGUGAGCCCAUUGCUGCUUCGCAUGGGCGGCGGCGAGGUGGCUGCCCUACAGGCAGUCGCAGAGGGAGCGGUCGCAGAGACGUCCAGGGAAUUCAGGGGUCCAAUUCCGCAGAGGUGCCCACCGACCGAUGAGGCAGGCUCAGCAGGAUCCUCAGCAACCCUGACACUGCAGACGAGCCGCAUGCAGAUGCUGUACGCAACGGCCGGCGCAGGCCACUUCAUGGCUACAGAGGAGGCAAACACAAAUGCGCACCAUGCGCUCAGGCUCUCCUGCCCCUCAGUUUCUGCGGCUCUCUGCCUUGAUGCGGCAGCAGCUCAGUAUGAUCAGCAUGGUGAUGGUGCGUCGGUGGGGAAGGGCGUCUCAUGCACAGCCGUGCGACUGGUGCUCAUGGCGGGGCCCGGUCUGUCUGUGACGGUGCCAGCCUGUGAGGUCAGCGUCGGCAAAUUCCCUGGGGGCGGUGAUAUCAGCCAGGAGGCCAGCCAGCAUACCUCUGGCUUGUCAGCAUGCGGCCCACCAAUCCUGCUGGUGCAUGACAUCCGCUUGGAGGGUCCUUCCCAGCCAGAAGGUGGAGGGGAGGCAGGCCCGCUGGGUUUGAGCGUUCAGAGCAUAUCCUUCUCACUGGCACUGCGGCAGCUCACAUUGCUGGUCUCUUGGAUGGUGAGCCUCGUGCGGGCUCCACUCCUACCUGUGCUGCCGCAAUAUCCUGCAGCAGAGCUUGCAAGCGGUCAUGGAGGCAGGAGCAUGCAGGCCAGCAUUGCCAUUAUCUCUGGGCAGCUGGCCACUGUGGACGCCUUGCCUCCAGAGACAAAUCAGCUCUCUGCUUGCACCAGAGGAUUUGCUGUGGGCCUUCACAAUUUUGCCUUGCAGCUGGAGACCACAUCUUCACAGACCCAGGACGUCUCCAUCAAUGUGCACACGGUGGAGACCCGAGUCACCCCAGCAGUGACAAGUGAAGCACAGGCCCUACUACUGGCUGUCCUCUGCGCAGUGCCUGCUCGUCCAGCAUCCUCAAAAGAUGAGAGGGCUCUAGAGAGGAGCAGUACUGCAGCGCAGCCAGAAAGGAUGACCCGCUUGGCUGUGCGCAGCAUCACCCUGGAAGCUGCAUCUGACUGCAUGGCGAGUCAUGAGCAGUCGAGCAUGUCUGCCAGCGAUCUGCCCAAGGGUGCCACCAGCGCUGUGGGGCGCGCAGAGGAUGUGGUUCUGCUCAUGCACGAUGCAGGACGGCAGAGAAUGCGCGAGUGGCCACUCCCCACCGCGCUCAGCACGCAUGUGGAAAUGGCGCUAAGCAUGCAGCCCAUUCCGGGCCAGAUCGAUGAUGGCCAUGACACGCCAGGCUUUGUAGCGGAUGACCUGCGCUGUGGGCUUUUCGAGCCAAUAGACAACCUUGGUGCAAGACCAGGGCCACUGCAGAUCAGCUGUGGGGAUCAGGCCGCCACCUCAGGGGUCUGGAGCCAGGCAGCCCGCAGCUUUGUCUCCUGGAGGUUACCUUACCCGCGACAAGUGCACCGCGUCCUCAUCGCAGCUCCGCACGAAGGGUUGGCGGGCGUGAGCGUGCAGCUGUCCGGGAUCGAUCAGGGCUCUGGCGGUUCGGUGACUGUACCGCUUGUGCUGGACACAUGGCAAGGGAGCCUGAGCGCUGACGCUCCUCCUGGAUCCCACUGGCUCCUCACCGCGCAGGGUGAUGUGCCAGCAGCGGAAGAGUGGGAGCUUUCCUGGGAAGGUCGGCCCACUAAGGGCUCCUGGUGUGGCGCUGCAAGCAUGCUGCGCAGCUUGUACAUCAAUCCUGCAGGAGCCGGCCUUCCUGAUGUGCCCCACAGUCCUCCGCUGUGCCUCGUCCCCUUCACGCUCAUCCUCUGCGCGAAACAUUUGCGCCUCGGGGUCUGCCUGAAUGACAGCUCGUCAACGUACGGAACAAGCUCUCUGCUGCAAGAAGACAGUGUCCUGGUGGAUGUCCGGGACCUGCAGGUGGGCGUCAGCCGAUGGCCUUUGGCGCAAGCUGUGCAGCUCUCGGGCUCUGUUCAGGUGUCCUACCUGGAUGAGUCCACCCUCACACAAGAGCUGCUGUUGGAGCCUUUCAGCAUGAGCGCCUCAGCAGAGGUCUCUGGCGAGCCAGAGCCAGGCACGGCAAGUGUGGCAGGCGUGGCGGGAAGCAUUGUGGAAGAUGGGCCUCUCAUUGUGCGCCUCAGCGAGUUGGGAAUGCAGCAGCUGCGCCGCCUGAUGGCAUCUGCAGCAGGGAGCAUUGAGAAGCUGCAGGCCCACAGCCAGCCAGACAUGCCUCCUUUGCCUCACAAUGGCGAGCUUUCCUCAGCAGACGCACCCCACAGGGAAGGCACCAGAGAUGGAACUGCACAGCAGGCAACUGGCCUCACCAGCAGGGCAGGCAGCAGCGGCAAGGCUUGCAUGCACUUGGAGAAUAGCAGCCCCAUAGACCUCUUUAUCGGGCAGGUGGGUACACAUGAGCGAGUUUUCCUGCCCAGUGGCGCCAGCAAGGGAUACACCUGGCAUUCUGCUCCCGGGCUGGACCAGAACGCAAGGAGGCAGCUUCGUGUAAGCUCAGCAGCAUCCAGCGCAGCACCCGCAGUGCUGACAGGGGAGCAGGUCCGGCACACGGGAACCAGCUGUUCAAAGAUGCAGCAGGCGGGGCAUUCCUCAGUGGAUGGUUGUGACGUGCCGCUGCAGUGGAGUGAGGCAUUUGAAGGCCUGGCAGAGUCUGCCACCGUAGUUUGCAUCCCAGUGCAAGCUGGUGUGCGUGCUCUCCUGUCCGUGCUGACCACCCAGGUGGAUGGCACAUGGCACAUUGUGCUGCGGCCAAGCCAUGCUCUGGUCAACAGGACUGCUACAGCCCUGCAGCUGCAAGUCAUCAGCAGUCCGCUGCAGUGCUCACCAAUCAACAACACCAUUGAGUUGGGCCCCCCGCAGGACGAGCAUUCCAGUGUGAUUCAGCCGCUCAUGGUCAGCUACGCUAUUUCCGGCAGCAGUGCUGUGCCUUCCAGCGAUCAGACAGCGCUCAGGAUCUGGUUAGGCAGAGGCUACGGCUGGUCCCUGGAGAUUCCUCUCGGCCACAUCACCCCACAGGUGAUUCGCCUCCAAGCAGGAGGUCUGAGUGCUGACGCCCCUGAGACACCGAAGGGACCCAAUGCCACCUCGCCAGCAGGCCUGUUCUGCCAGGUCACUCAUGCUGAUGCGAGUGGGCUUGUACAUGUCAUCUUCUGGCCACCAAUGCUGCUCCACAAUGGGCUCUCCCGCGGCCUGCAUUGGCGCCUGCAUGCUGCUGACGAUGCAAUGCAUUCAGGCAGUCCUGUAGGAGCAAUUGUGCAGCCUGGGGCGGAGAUUCCACUGCCAAUAGCAAGUGAGGGCGGUGAAGGGCUUGCUCUGUGCCUUGCCACGCCUGGUGACGACGGGGAAGCAGGUCCACCACAUGUUCAAGACUGGUCUGAGCCCCUUGUCUUUCCAGGAGUGUGGAAGGGUCAGCCAGUGGUGCGCCUGAGAGUGAUGCCCCAAUCUGAGCUGCACAACAGGACAGAGCUCCCUGUGACCUUGGAGUUGCCGGGCGCUCCAUCAAUUACAAUUGAUGGGCUGGGCCAUUCAAUGCUUGACUGGCAGCCAUCGGGCCAGAGGCCCAGCCAGCUCAUCCUGGCACAGAGCAGCUGUGCAGCUUCACAGCUGCAGGGCGAGGGCGACACCUGUCUACGCUCCUCAGCUUUCGACCUGGAAGAUGACAAGCAGAGCCUUGUUGCACUGCGAUCCAGCGAGACAGGUGCCGCUCAGCGGGUGCGUUACAUCUCAGCAAGCAUGCAAGUCAGCGAGCAUCGGGGAGUCACAGCAACUGGCGGCUUCAGAGACCCCUGCGAGAGCGCGCACAUAUCCGUCUCCCCAGGCUUGGUCGUGAGCAACCUCACUCCCUGGGCCCUUUAUGUGCUGCCCAGCAGCCCUGAGACUGGCAGUCAGUCCACAGCCAUACCCGCAGGCAGCAUGCAGCCGCUGCUGGACACCUGGCGCGGCGCUGAUGUCCAGCAGCAUGCUCUUCUUGUGGCCCUCACACCGAGCAUAGCAGGCAGCAGCGCAACCCACAGCAGCACACGGGGUGAGCAGCAGAGAGCACGAGCUCAGAAGCCCGCGCCAUCCUUUGUGGACAGCUUUGCAACAUUCCUUGAGGAGGCUGCUGGAGUGGAGAGGAAGCAGCAUGCUGCACCAAACCCACCGCCAGGCGUGCAUGACACAGAUGGCAUGCAGCGGAGCUUGCAGCUCUUUAAGGGCGCAGGCGCUCGGACUCGCUUCCGGCUCAAAGAUGAGCAAGGCCAGGAAGCUCUCCUGACCUGCAGAGUGCUCUCUAAGAGUGGCCGCCUUCAUUUUGUUUUCUUUGUGGAUUCUCAGCCGCCGGUAUUCAUCUCCAACAACAGCCAUGCUGAUGUAGAGAUUGGCAUCUCACUGCCAAUCGUGGCGGAAGAGGGUAAUGUAGUAUAUGAGGAGCGGCAGCGCACGUGGCGUGUUGCAGCCGGCACGUCUCAGCAUUUUGACAGUGCCUCGGCUCCUUCCUCAGCAGAAAGGCACUCCACCAGAGAAGCCAGCGCUGACGAUGCCGAGGAGGAAGAGGCUUUCCUGGAGUCUGUGGCUGGAUGGGUCAAGGCCACAGUCUGGCAGCUGGGAGCUACGGUUCAUGUCAAGCUAGAAGAUGCUAGCAGCACUGAGCAGUCGAGCACCAGCAGCAUCUCUGCCAGCAAAGACAACCAGACUGCUGCAACGGGCAGGCAGCCGCUGCAGCUCUUUGUGAAGCUGCAGUGCCUGCAGAUCAGUCUCUGGGACGACGAGCGCAGGCGUCUGCUGGGGACUGGCCCUUCUGUGAAGGCAGAAUCCAGGAAACAGCAGGUCAUCCAGGCGUCAGAUGGCUGCAGCACCCAGGUGGCAUCACUGCAAAACAGCUGGGUCCGCAGCCUGAGCCUGAGACUGCCUGCACUCGCGUUGGCUCUGGACGACGCCCUCCUCGCAUUUGCAGAGCGCGCAGCCACCCUCAUCCAGCCUAAGGCGGCCAGCACCACUGUCACCGCACUCACAGCCCCCUCUGCUGGAGGCAGUGGGAGUCAGCCUGAUGGCGCGGGCAGCGGAGGGCGGGGUACAGGGCAGUCGGAAGAGCAGGCCUGGCGGGAGGAGCUGGCGGUCGAGGCACAGAUCGCCGCCGCGCGCAGGCUGCUGAUAGAGCACCUGGACUUCGGGCCGCUGCACUUCCUGGUGGACAUCCACGUGGCCGGCACCAGCCAGCGCAUCCCCUACCCCAUUGACACCCACCGGGCCCCGGUGACUCUGUCGGCGCUGCGCGGGCGGCGGCUGGUGUUCCGGCCGGGCGUGGUGCUGCAGGGGGCGCUGGCGCACUACACAGCAGAGGCGCUGCUGAGUGCGCCAGGCGUGCUGGGCUCUCUGGAGCUGCUGCUCAACCCGACUGGCCUCCUGUCCAGCAUGUCUGCCGGCCUGGCGGAUCUCCUGGGCCUGCCCCUGGCCGCCCUCAUGGCCGGCUCCCCAGCCCAGUUUCUGGCGAGCCUGGGCAGAGGCCCAGCUUCUCUGCUGUGGUAUGUCAGCGGUUGGACCCUGACCUCCAUCUCAGGCUUCUCCACAGCCGCGUCACAUGUGCUCAAGCGCUCAAUGGUUGUCCGCCCAUCAAGCCGGACGGCCCUGGGUGCGGGGAACGGAGUUGCACACGGCAUUCAGCGUCUUGGGGAAGAAGAAGGCGCGGAGAAGAGCAGCAGCCUUGUGGCGGGCGUCAGCCGGGGCCUCCUGGGAGCAGUUGGGCUGCCCCUGACUGGGGCUCUGGAUCUGGUGUCAGGCGUGACUGCCGGCAUUGCCUCUUCAACUGGAGUUGCUCGCCAGGCAUCGGUUCGGCGUGCCCAACACCUUGCAGGCGAGGGCGACAGCAGUGCCUCCCCAGCGCUGUGCAGGCGGCUGCUGUCUGCACUGCCACAGCUGGCAGAGGCAGGUGGGUACAGGCUGCACUGCAGGGCUGCAGAGGCCACCCUGCUUGGGGAGUCAGGGGGGGGCGUGCUGGGUGCGCUGGCUGUGAACCGGCCUCUUCUGGUCCUGGCAGACUUCGCUCUGGUGGUCCUGGCAGAUGAAGGCUCACAUGUGGCAGCUGUGCUGCACCUAGAAGGUGCCACCAUGCGGCUGGAGCAGCACCAGUGUCAGCUGCAGAUGACCGCUCCGAAAGCUCAUUGCCCCGGUCUCCAGGAUGGCUCCAGUCGGAGGCAUUCGCUGCAGCUACGUCUGCAGGCCAGCAUCCCAGAAGGCUGGGGCGUUGUCCUGUCCGCGAUGAUGCAGUUGCAGCUUGCAGCGGAGAGCCUGGAGGAGGCAGGGGAGGAGGCAGCAGGGACUUUGGCAGGGGCGGUGGUGGCGGCCGUGGGCCAAGGGAAGGUGUUGGUCGCGGCGGUGGCGGCCGUGGGGGUGACUCCCGCGGAGGCGGCCGGGGGGGAAGUGAGGGGCCGUGGGCGUGGCGACUUUGACGACCGCCCUCCUCCAAGCUUUGGCCCAGACAGAGAGCCGGAGUUGGGCUCUGCAGCCCGUCCCGGCGCGCAGCUGACCCUUCCCAGUGCAGAAUCGAGCGUCUCUAAAAUUGAGGAGACAUUUGGCAGCUUCCCCCAAGCCGUGCAGGCAUUCCACUAUGAUGUUACUGUAACCUCUAUGCGCCGCCCCCGGCCAGAGGAGGAGAUGGAGACAUUGGCAAUUGCUGAGAGGGACAACCCUCCUCCUGCCCCGGAGAAGCCACUGACAUCUGAGCUGUCCAGGCGGGUUGUUAAGGCUCUUGCAGAACAGGAGAGGUGGUCAAACGUGUGGGCGUAUGAUGGGCGCAAGAACAUCUAUGCUGCCAAGCUGUUCCUCCCGCAGCACGAGAGCAUAUUCAGGGUGGAGACCACAGACGGGGAGUCUGAACGCGAGCGGCUCUUUAAAGUCAGCAUCAAAUGGGCGCAGACCAUCAGCAUCACAAGCCUCCUCGAAUUUGUCAGGGGCCAGGAUGGGGACGAGAUACCGCAGGACGCUGUGCAGGCCCUGGAUAUUGCCCUGAAGCACUCCAUCAGCUACCGCGAUGAGGUCAAGACCUUUGCGCGCGCCAUCUUCUGGAAUGACCCGGACAAAGUCAGGCCUCUGGGCAACGGCGCCGAGGCAUGCACCAUUCCCACCAACAUCAUGACUUUGAUGCAGCUGAUUUCGCUGCCAAACGUGUGGCUGGGCUACCAGCAAUCGCUGCGUCCCUCUCAGGGCGGCCUGACACUGAAUGUCGACUUGGCAGCGACCGCCUUCCUGGAGCCCCAGCCUGUCAUCGACUUCCUCUGCCGCGCUGUGGGCCUGCGCAGCCCCAAGGACUUUGCGCGCCUGACUCCCCAGCAGCUCCGCACCGCCAGCAAGGCCAUCACAGGCAUCCGGGUGGAAGUGCGCUUGGGAGGGGCUUUCUCACGCAAGUACCGCGCCAAGGGCCUGAUGCCAAAGGGCCCGGCUGACCUGACAUUCCACAAUCAGCAAGAUGGCAGGGACAUGACGGUGGCUGAGUACUACGAAGAGCACUACCACAUCAGCGUCAAGUUCCCUGAGGUGCCCUGCAUCAAUGUGGGGACGCCCACCAAGCCGGUAUGGCUGCCCCCCGAGGUCUGCUGGAUUGCCCCGGGCCAGAGGCGCCUCAAGCUGGAUGAGAGGCAGACUGCAGAGAUGAUCAAGACAGCUGCACAAAGGCCCCAGGAGCGCAAGGAGUAUCUCCAGAAGUGCAUCAGGGAGCUUGCAGACCUACCAAAUGACCCGGUGGUGAAGGCAUUCGGCAUGACUGUGGACCCAGCCUUCCUGAAGGUGACUGGGCGCCAGCUGCCCCCACCUGAGCUGCAGUACUCCAACAACCGGAAGAUUGUGCCAGAAGCUGACCGUGGCUCCUGGGACAUGCGGGGCAGCGGCUUCUUCAAACCUGGUGUCAUCACCUCCUUUGCAGUCGUCUGCUUCUGCAACCAGCGCUUCGCUGGCGGCCCGCCCGACGAUCCUGCAUCGCUGCAGACCUUCAUGCGGGAGCUGUUCAGGGGCUGCAGCAAGCUGGGCAUACAGGUGCCCAGGAUGACGACUGUGCCAGACCCCGUCAUUGUCUGGCACGACGGCAUGUACACAUAUCCUGGGGAGACAAUGGUGGCCGCAUUCGAGGCUGCAAAGGGUUUCUUCAAGAGAGACCCAGACAUCAUCUUUGUCGUCCUGCCAGAGAGGGGCCAGACAGAGGUGUACAAGCAGGUCAAGCGCGCAUCUGACUCUCAUCUGGGAGUCCCAAGCCAAUGCUUCAAUCCGCAGAAGGGCAGUAUUGGCGUCCCACCAAAGCGUGGACGCGAUCAGUACAUUGGCAAUGUGGCCAUGAAGAUCAAUGCAAAGCUGGGCGGUGUGAAUGUCAACCUCAUCUCAAAGCCUGUCUCGUGGAUGAAUGAGCCCUUCAUGAUUCUGGGCGCGGACGUGACUCACCCUGUUGGUUUCAGUCAGAGCAGCCCAUCCGUGGCAGCUGUUGUUGGCUCACUGGACAAAUCUCUGUCCUGCUUUGGCGCACACAUCAUGCCACAGGCGCACCGUGUUGUGAUUCUGGGGGACUUGAAGGGGGCGACAAUCAAGCUGCUGAAAGAGUUCUGGAGGAGGAACAAUGGAAUCAAGCCAAGACGCAUCAUCAUGGAUGGUGUGUCGGAGGGCCAGUACCCGCAGGUGCAGCGCCUGGAGAUCCCUCAGAUUGUGGAGGCGAUCUGCGAGCUGAACGACUGCGACGUCAGAGACUGCAACAUCCCCAUCACCUACGUGGUGGUUUCCAAGGGCCACCACACCCGCCUGUUCCCUGCCACUCCCAGGGACGGGGAUCGGAAUGGCAAUGUAUUCCCAGGCAAGCCCAGCGGAGACAUUCCUUAA